GUAGGCAGAAAUAGUUUCGAGUACUUCCGGGUCUCCCGAACCAAAACAACUUUACCCCGCAGUGACUUUCCAAUGAAUUUGUCAAUAAUUUAAGAUUGAUCGUUUUACAAUGAAUGCUGGACUGAAACACUGGAAGGAGGCGGCUACUCUCAUUUUAGUCGCGGGUCAGAGGCUCGGCGUGAACAGUUUAUCCACGCCGGGUAUUGCGCGUUCUCCGUCGCCGGUGAAACCCGAAGGACAACCUCGGGUUCCUCACCCGUUUGACUACGAUGUUUUACUCCUUAAACGAAGCAGUAAAAGCGGAUUCAUGCCUAACGCCUAUGUGUUCCCCGGAGGUAUGGUGGACUCUUCUGACUUUUCCAGUGAGUGGUUAGACGUUUUCGGAGCUUUCACAAACUCUCCCAACUUUGGCUUAAGGAGCGUCCAGCAACCACCGGAGACCAGACCGCCAAUAUUUGCUACAGACAGGCUCAAAUUGGGUUCGCCUAUCCCGGGAGAGGUCGCAUUUCGGAUCUGCGCUUUGAGGGAGACGUUCGAGGAGUGUGGGGUUCUGCUUUUUGUCUCCAAAAAGGAAGAACUGAGUUUGUUAAAUAGCAUUCAAGACAGGCGUCCCACUGAUGAAGUCAAACAUUACAAAGUCAACGAGCUUUGCAGUGAUGAAUUGAACAAGUGGAGAACUUUGGUGAACCAGAACCCGUCAAAUUUUAUCAAGAUGUGCAGGGAGUUGGAGGUGCUGCCCAACAUCUGGGCCCUCCACGAGUGGGCCAACUGGGUGACCCCUGAGGGACGAUAUGGCGUGAAAAGGUUUGACACGGCUUUCUUCAUGUGCUGCCUCGAGGAGAGACCAAAUGCACUUCAAGACCAAAAGGAAAUUCAACACUUACAGUGGUCAACGCCUUUGGAAAUCCUGCGGAGCUUCCGGGCUCGCGAUUUGUGGAUCCCUCCCCCGCAGUUCUACGAGCUGAGUCGCAUGUGGCGCUUCCCCUCGCUGAGCAACCUCAACGCGUUUGCCAGGCGACGCGGCGCCGACGGCUGCGAGCGGUGGCUACCUGUUAUCUUCCUCCAGGACGACAGCUACAUAUCAGUGCUGCCAGGAGACCAGCUGUAUCCAUCUAACAGUUCAGAAGCAACUAAGGUGGAAACAAAUGGGGAGAAUCAAGAAGGUUCUAAAUCUGCACUACAUCGCUUCUUGAUCUCAGACCCGUACAGUCCAGAACUGCAGGUCAACAUCAUCCCCAAGUACAACCACACGCUGCCUCUUAUUGGACCAGUGGACUCCACAACGCUUGUGUGAACACAGUAGGAACAAAUCACAAACAUGGACACUCAGAGGGAAAACACACCAAGUUUUGUGGGCGUACACACAUGAAGCUGUUUGAGUUGUGGCAGACUUUGAAAACGAUUCCCCCUCUCAUCACGGCCCUCGGCCUCGUCCCAUUUAGGCGUGCCUUGUAUUGGUUAUGCAACACUGGAUUUCAAGUUUCUGAAUUUUGUGGAUUAUUUCUAAUAGUUGAUACCACAGCGCAAUGAGUCAGUUAUCAUUCAGAAUUUAAUACAAGAAGCACAAUUUAUAUUGUCUUUUGUAUUUUAUGAAGGAAAAUCAAAACUAAUUGCAUCUACUGUGCGUAUGUAAAUGGAAAUAUACAGUAACAACACGUCGUGAUGCAUCACAAUAUUGUAAUCAUCGUGUGUGUGUGUGCGUGUGCAUGUUUGUGUCCGUGCGUGCAUGAUUGUAUGACAGACAAGCUAAGUUGAAAUAACAACGCUCAACCUUUGUGCUGUUUGCCUUGGAGAGUCAGUUGAGGGUUACCAUGGCAACUCCACAGCCUUGGGAACCCACUGUCUUUGUCGGCGAUGCUGCAUGUGGCUCGCGUCUGUGUCGAGCACUCUGUUUGGGUGAAGAGUCACUCACCUGUAAACCACCCUGCAUCGUCAAUGUUUAAUUCCGCUUUUUGGGAGGAAAUUCUUCAAUUUGAAAGCUCGCAAAAAUAUCUGGCCGAAAUCGUCUCCAGUGUCGACGUCCUUCACGCUUCAAAAACCUCCGGGCCAACAUUUUAAUCUGUUCCCUUUUUGCCAUGUUUAAUUAAUCACUGUCAUAUUUUUGGAUCUUUUGGAAUUUUUGUUGAAAUGAGAAACAAGAUGCAAAAUUGUGUUCAUGCAGCAAUCUUAAGUACUUUCUGGCUUUUUUAUGUAAAGCAAUGACGGCACGCCAUGAGUCUUUUUUGUCAGAACUAUGAUAAGCUUGAAACAUUUUAUCUUUGGUGUCUCUAAUGGAAAGUAAUUUUCAAAUGAUGAAUUUGUACUGCAGCCAAAAGCGUCACAGCACAAUUGUAAAUGAAUUAUUUUUGUCUCUUUUUUUUCCCCCCCCAUGUAUCCUCUUUCAGCUUUCCACUAACCUCGAGCGGUUGUAUUUUAAUUCAUCGGCGCCCCAGUGCACUCCUCCUUUGAGUCUUAACAUCUCCUGGGCUAUUCCAGGAAUACACAAAUACUCUUAGAAAUAAAACCAUUAGCCGGGCAGAUCAAGCGUCUCCAUUGGAAAACUGAACAGCAUUUAACCCUAAGGUGGUUAUGUCCGAGCUAAUAAUCGUCUGCUUAAAAUCCCUUUGGCUUGACAGCGUUUACCGUGUCACGGCUUAACAUUUGGCACUUUUAAGACCGAGAUCUCAAAUGGUAAUGUGUGAAAGACAGAAAAAGGCAUGUAUUUUUGGAAUCAUUUUAUUAUAAUAAAUAUACCCGAUUUAUGUACAUUA
This is a messenger RNA of Syngnathus typhle (broad-nosed pipefish), 2750 nucleotides long. It is a transcript of the gene nudt19, whose product is annotated as nudix (nucleoside diphosphate linked moiety X)-type motif 19. Bases 110 to 1294 code for a protein of 394 amino acids. The transcript has 3 exons. NCBI's taxonomy places the organism in Eukaryota, Metazoa, Chordata, Actinopteri, Syngnathiformes, Syngnathidae. The record is from RefSeq and is a predicted model, not a curated record. Gene Ontology annotation, cellular component: mitochondrion. Gene Ontology annotation, molecular function: hydrolase activity, acting on acid anhydrides, in phosphorus-containing anhydrides.